This is a messenger RNA of Aedes albopictus (Asian tiger mosquito), 933 nucleotides long. RefSeq lists its product as uncharacterized. The coding region runs from base 263 to 856 and encodes 197 amino acids. The record is from RefSeq and is a predicted model, not a curated record. The transcript has a single exon. Lineage: Eukaryota; Metazoa; Arthropoda; Insecta; Diptera; Culicidae.
AGCUGUCAUCACAAUUAAACAAAGCAUUGUUUGCAAAUAAAACUGACCGCAGGAGAUAACAGUCUGGCACCACGCCAGUUCGUGCACAGGUUUAUCAGUACCAGCAAAGCAAAACUAGAUUUUUUGUUCACUUUUACGUAAAAUUGUGACUUUUUGUGUGCUUAUCAAAAUUCUACUUUGCGCUGAUAAGAGGUUCUAUUCUUCAUGGUUAUGCUGGAGUAACUAGCGGUAAUCAGCACAACAGCCAGGUUUUUGCAGUACUAUGAAAAGGAUGGCCAGCACAGCAACCUCCGAAGAGUACCAGGAAGCGAUGGCCAAAGUAACCCUCGUGGAACGAAACCCCUGCCCGAAUGGAACGCAAAUCGUGAGCCUGUAUCGCAGCGGACGACGCGAAGCCGAGGACAUAGUCGACCUGGCAAAGGAAAUCCAAUCGGCCGAAAUUCAAGUGAAGAACAAUGCUUGCGCAAGGCUGCUGGUCAUCGCGGAGCAGGUCAAAUUCCUUCAGGAGCAGGCGCGCAAAAUUCUGGAAGAGACACAGACGGCCCAGGACUUGCACCAGGCGGCUUGCAAUUUUAAGAAAAUUCCCGGCCACAUCUACCAUCUGUACAAGCGGGAUUCCGGCCAGACGUACUUCAGUAUGCUUUCGCCGGAGGAAUGGGGACCGGGCGGAUGUGCCCACACCUACCAAGGUAGCUAUCGGCUGGAGCACGACCAAACGUGGACAGCGGUGGAGAAAAUGCAGCAAGUGAACGAUCAGCUCAAGUGGGCGAGGAAUUUGGUGGAGUCCUCCGGGACGAAACGCGCGGAUCUGCUGUCGAUAGGUGGCGCUGGUGACUCGGAGGCAAUGGAAACGUAAGUGGCUUUAUGUAUUUAUGACUUAUUUUUACGGAGCGAAUCUAAUAUGAGAUUUUGUUGAUUGGCGGUGAGAAAUGA